Molecule: messenger RNA, 1238 nt
Organism: Topomyia yanbarensis
Lineage: Eukaryota; Metazoa; Arthropoda; Insecta; Diptera; Culicidae
Product: antigen 5 like allergen Cul n 1-like
Exons: 4
Coding region: 155-1201 (348 amino acids)
Source: RefSeq, a predicted model, not a curated record
UGCUGGCUGGUUGUGCGGCGGUUGUGUUUUGAACGAUCGGUAUUUUUUUUUGUUUGUGUUUACAGUGCCGUGAGUUUGUUUUCGGUUGUGUAUUUGAUAGUUUACAUCUCGAAAACAUAGCAGGCGCUGCAACGUAACUCCUAGCGUGUGCAAAAUGGAUAUUGCCAAUUAUCGACGCCCAAUUAACUCAUCAUCACUGAGGCAACGGUCGUCAUGGGUACUGCUGUUUCUGGUGCUUGCUGCGAUCGUUAAUCACACCAAUACUGCUAGCUAUGAUCGCUACGAGUAUUACGUGGACAAUUUGGACUCGAUUGCGGAGAGUAUUGAUUUAGCCGAAGAGAGCACUUCUUCCGUUAUAACCUCGCCGCCAGAAACGACUGAAUUCGAAGAACUUGCGGAAGACACUGUCCCAACAACAUUAUCGUCAAUGACAACAGUACAAAACGAUCAGAACAAUUUCUACUGUCGCGAGGAUUUGUGUUUGCAGUAUGAUAUUUCCGGGCAGUUAGUUCAAAAACAACAUGUUGCAUGCGGUCACGACGGAUCGUUCGCCAGAGAUUGUCUCCCGGGAAGGACAUUGUUCAAGAUUGAUCCGCAGAUUAGAGCCUUUAUUAUUCACCUACAUAAUGAAGCCAGAAACCGACUGGCCAAUGGUUCUCUGGAGGGAUUUGAGGCUGCCUCUAGAAUGCCCACUGUUGUAUGGAAUGACGAACUGGCAGCGUUGGCCGAGCUGAACGUUAAAAGUUGUCAGUUCAAGCAUGAUGAAUGUCGAAAUACGGAUUUGUAUCGCCAGGCGGGACAAAAUCUGGCACUCGGUUACUAUCCUGUCGAGGAGAACAUUUUUGACAUACUGGAAAAACUGACGACCCUCUGGUUCAACGAGUACAAGGACGCCGACCAGCAGGUGAUGGACGAGUUUGUGAACCCGACAAAUGUCACAAUUGGCCAUUUUACCCAGAUGAUGAGCGACCGGACUACUACGAUCGGAUGUGGAAUCGUAAUCUACCCGCAGAAAGUGUCUGGAUUCACGUUCAAGGUAGUGCUGUACGCCUGCAACUAUUCGAUUACGAGUAUCUACAGUCAACCGGUUUACCAGAAGGGACAAGCUGGCGCCAAGUGUGCUUCGGGAAUGAAUCCGCUGUACAACGGUUUGUGCAGCUUGGAGAACCAGUUCAUACAGUCUGUGCCAUUCUAUGAGUAACAAUUCAUUUACAGUUGCAAUAAAUGUUAUUUUAUAA